This is a messenger RNA of Melanaphis sacchari, 3756 nucleotides long. RefSeq names its product actin cytoskeleton-regulatory complex protein pan1-like. The transcript is spliced from 13 exons. Bases 164 to 3622 code for a protein of 1152 amino acids. Gene Ontology annotation, molecular function: nucleosomal DNA binding; nuclear receptor binding. Gene Ontology annotation, biological process: negative regulation of DNA-templated transcription. The record is from RefSeq and is a predicted model, not a curated record. NCBI's taxonomy places the organism in Eukaryota, Metazoa, Arthropoda, Insecta, Hemiptera, Aphididae. Gene Ontology annotation, cellular component: SWI/SNF complex.
CAAAUGAAAUGUCGGCUCUUGGCGUGUCGCUACUCGCUUUAUAAUACUACCGACUACUUUGGAUGUCUGGAUGCUAAGUUUUUUGACAAGCGACUACCAAGGUAUUAUUAAGUUGCCCGGAUCCAAUCUUGUAUUAUAAGCUAUUUUAUAAUUAUUUGGAACUAUGGCGCUUCCUUCAACAUACAAACAAAUAGCUAUUAAUCAACAGUCUCCUGCUCGUGCUCCAGUCACAUUCAACAUUUUAAAAGCGACUAAAACGGGAUCCUAUCAAAAUGAACGUUUAAGACCUGGUGGAAGUUCCAGCCAAUUAUCUGGAUCUAAAGAUCAAAAUCAAAGUCCGUUCAUUCCAAAUAGCCAUGGAAAUCCAGCGUUUCAUCCACAAAAAAUAUCAAAAGCUGCUGCUGAUGCUCGUGGUAUUAAACCUCCUAAACCACCUGAAAAACCUCUUAUGCCAUACAUGCGAUAUAGUCGGAAAGUUUGGGAUCAGGUAAAAGCAAGUAAUCCUGAUUUGAAGUUAUGGGAAAUUGGUAAAAUUAUUGGACAAAUGUGGAGAGAUCUUCCAGAUGAUAAUAAACAAGAAUACAUUGAUGAUUAUGAAUCAGAAAAGCUAACGUAUGAAAAAGCUAUGAAGUUAUAUCAUACUUCACCAGCUUAUUUAGCCUACUUACAAGCAAAGAAUAAAGGUAAAUUGAAUCAAGUAGAAGAUAGAGAACCACAUGAAAGAUCAACUGGAGGUGGUAAACAAGCUGCUGCUGAUCGAAGAAUUGAAAUACAACCAGCUGAAGAUGAAGAAGAUCAAGAUGAUGGAUUUAGUGUGAAGCACAUAGCUUAUGCUAGAUAUAUAAGAAAUCAUAGAUUGAUUAAUGAAAUAUUUUCUGAUAGUGUUGUCCCUGAUGUACGAUCAGUGGUCACAACUGCUCGUAUGCAAGUUUUAAAGAGACAAGUUCAAAGUUUAACCAUGCAUCAGAAAAAAUUAGAAGCAGAAUUACAACAAAUUGAAGAAAAAUUUGAUACUAAAAAAAGAAAAUUUAUUGAAUGCAGCGAUACAUUCCAACAAGAAUUGAAAAAACACUGUGUUCAAGCAGUAUCUGAGGAAGUAUUUCAAAAAAUGGUAGAACGCCAGGUUGAGAUAUUGCAAAAAGAACGAACUAAGACUGUGUGCCCACCAGGACCUCCUGAAGAAUUUGCUAAGGUACAUUGUGAACAGCAAUUAGAACAAAAUGGAGCUGUACCAUCAAUUGAAGAUGACACUCCAUCUUGUGUAGUUCCUUCUAGUACCACCGAUGAGAGUUCAAAUAUGGAAGUUGAGUCUGGUAUAACUUCAGACAGUUCAUCAAAAUCUGAACAGCUUGUAAUAACAGAAACUAGAGAAAAUGGAGAAAUUGCUACUUCUCCACCUCAAUCUUCUCAUCAACCACAACCUCAAUUAUUAAAAGAACAACAGUUAUCACAGAUUCAGUCACAACAACCUCCUCAGUUUCAAGCUCAAUCACAGUUUCAACAGCAAUUAUCACAAACACAACCUUUGCAGCCUCAGCCUUCUCAACAACCACCUCAACAACAACUUUUACAGCCACAGCCUUCAUUACAACAAUUGCCUCAAGCACAACCUUUAUUACAGCAAUUACCACAAGGGCAAUCUUCAUUACAUCAAUUACCACCAUCACAACCUGAAAUACAACAAUUAUUGCAGCCACAAAAUUCUUUUCAGCAGAUAUCACAGCAACCAGCACCUACAGCAUUACAACAGUCACCAGAACAGGUUUCUCCGCAGCCACAGCCUCAACAACAUUCUCCUCAAUCACAAUUGCAGUCCCUGAAUCAUCAUCAACAACAACCCUUACAGUCCUCAAAUGUACUGCAGCAACAAUCUUUGCAACCAUCUACUCCACAACAACAGUCUUUACAACCAUCUACUCCACAGCAGCAGCCCUUGCAACCAUCUUCUCCACAGCAACAGCCAUUGCAACCAUCUACUCCACAGCAACAGCCAUUGCAACCAUCUACUCCACAGCAACAGCCAUUGCAACCAUCUACUCCACAGCAACAGCCAUUGCAACCAUCUACUCCACAGCAGCAGCCCUUACAAUCAUCUACUCCACAGCAGCAGUCCUUACAACCAUCUCCUCCACAGCAGCAGCCUUUACAACCAUCUAUUCCACAGCAGCAGCCUUUACAACCAUCUACUCCACAGCAACAGUCUUUACAACCAUCUAUUCCACAGCAGCAGCCAUUACAGUCACAUCCUCAACAACAACCUUUACAGCUACAUCCUUCUCAACAACAGUCUUUACCGCCAAACCCUCCUCAACAACAAUCUUUACAGCCACUUGCUCCACAAGAACAGCCGUUACAGCCACAUACUCCUCAACAACCACCUCCACAGCCACAUGUCCCUCAACAACAGCCUUUACAGCCUCAUGCCCCUCAACAGCAGCCUUUACAACCUCAUGCUCCACAACAACAGCCUUUACAAUCACAUGCCCCACAACAACAAUCUUUACAGGCAAAUCCUCCUCAACAACAACCUUUACAACUACAUCCUCCACAGCAACAGCUUUUACAAUCACAUGCUCCACAACAGCCUUUACAACCACAUCCCUCCCAACAACAUUCUUUAUUACCACAUACUCCCCAACAACAUUCUUUACAGACUCAACUUCAACAACAGUCUCCUGCACAACAAUCAUCAAUUCAAAUACCUCCACAACAACAAUCUCCACAGCCUCAAUUACAAACUCCACAGGCACAACAACUACCUUCCUCGCAGAUACAACAAUUGCAGCCACAAUCACUUCCAACACAGCCUCAAUUGCAACCACCACAGCCUCAAACUCCUCAACAACCACAAUCUCAAACUCAACAACCUCAAUCUCAAAGUCAACCACAACCGCCUUCAGUCAUGGUACCACCACCACCUUCUAUUCCACCAGCAUUGGGAUCGGAUUCACCUUCAAAUGUUGUUUCUUCAACUACAGAAUCGCCACCAAAAUUACCAGAACCUAAAGCUUAUUCUGCUCCUUCAACUCAGCCAUAUCCAACAUUAUCACAGUCUUACACUCAAGUACCUCCAUUUCAAAUGUCUCAGAACUCUCAAGUUAAUGUUUCAAGUGUAUAUCCACCCAAUCAAGCUCCCACAAAUACUGCUCCUCCACAACAUCCACAUUCAGGUAUGAUGCAGCCUCCACAAAUUCCCCCUUCUCAAGGAGCGCCAUCGUCAACCCCAUCAACCGGAUUUCCCUCAUAUCCACAACAGCAACCUUAUUCAUCUCAGGGAAUGCCACCCAGGCCUUACUCAUAUCCUCCACAACCAUAUCCUCAGUAUACGCCCCAUCCAUACUAUCAUCAAGCUCCUUAUCAACAGUAUCCACCACCACCUCCACGUGUUGCAUAUCCUCAACAAAUAGGUACUGUUAAUCAAGAUACAAAUCAACCACCACUUGAAAGUAUGUAUAACACGGCUUCAAUUUCUGGACCAUCUGAAAAAACAAAUGAUGAAAAUAAGCAAUUAAAUGAUGAAGUGAAAUCUACUGAACUAAACACAGCUCAUGAAAAACAACCUGAACAAGAAGAAACAGUUCCACCUCAAUCAUCAGCAAAACUCGAUGAAGUUCAACAAUAACAUAUUUAUAAAUGCUAAAAAAAUUUGAAAUGUUUUCAUAAUCAAUAUUUGCUCUUAUACAAAGUCAAAAAUUGACUGAUAUUGUUUAUACUUUUAUUGAAAAUAUUUUCAUAUUAAAAUUAUUAUUAAGUUCA